Molecule: messenger RNA, 1435 nt
Organism: Hevea brasiliensis (rubber tree)
Lineage: Eukaryota; Viridiplantae; Streptophyta; Magnoliopsida; Malpighiales; Euphorbiaceae
Product: DNA damage-repair/toleration protein DRT100-like
Exons: 1
Coding region: 153-1250 (365 amino acids)
Molecular function (GO): protein binding
Source: RefSeq, a predicted model, not a curated record
ACCCCUUCUCUCUCUCUCUCUCUCUCUCUCUCUCUGCACUCGCUGCUCAUAAAACCCAUUAUUACUCCAUCACAGACCACGCACAUCCUCUUCUCAGACGCACUCCUCCUACAUUUUUAAUUUAUAGUUUGUACAAAGGAAAAAAGAGACACAUGGGUGUGUUCUUUCUUUCGCUCUGUCUCCUUCUCGUCAUUUCCUCCACCGUCGUCAACUCCUGCCCGGCGUCUGACCUGCAGGCCUUAUUAGCCUUCAAGUCCUCAUUAAAAGAACCAUACUUGGGCAUCUUCACUACAUGGGAAGGGACCAAUUGCUGCUCCAACUGGUACGGCAUUAGCUGCGACCCUACCACCGGCAGAGUUGCCGACAUCAACCUCCGCGGUGAAUCCGAAGACCCCAUCUUCGAAAAGGCCGGCCGUUCUGGUUACAUGACCGGUUCCAUCAACCCUUCAAUAUGUAAACUCGAUCGUCUCACCACUUUAAUCAUCGCAGACUGGAAAGGUAUAUCCGGUGAGAUCCCGGAAUGCGUAGUUUCUUUGAAGUCACUUCGAAUUCUUGAUCUUGUUGGGAAUAAAAUCUUCGGCGGGAUCCCCACGGAGAUCGGAAACCUCCAGAGACUCACCGUCAUAAACCUAGCUGACAAUGAGAUCUCUGGAAAGAUUCCAGCUUCCAUAACCAAGUUGGGGAAUCUCAAGCAUUUGGAUUUAAGAAACAACCAAGUUUCCGGUGAGUUACCAGCCGAUUUCGGUAGCUUAAAAAUGCUGAGUCGAGCUUUACUGAGUCGAAACCAACUCACUGGCUCAAUACCCAGCUCCAUAUCCAACAUGCAUCGCCUUGCAGACCUGGAUUUAUCCAUGAACCAGAUUUCGGGUUGGCUACCUUCCUGGUUAGGGAACAUGCCGGUUCUCUCUACACUCAACUUGGAUAGUAACAUGAUAUCGGGCGAAAUACCGUCUUCUUUAUUGAGCUGUACCGGUUUGGGUAUCUUGAAUCUUAGCCGAAACUCUCUAGAGGGAAAAAUACCAGAUGUUUUCGGUGCAAAAUCUUAUUUCAUGGCACUUGAUUUAUCAUACAACAAUUUGAAGGGUCCGAUACCCGGUUCUUUAUCUUCAGCAAAAUAUAUCGGGCAUUUGGAUUUGAGCCAUAACCAUUUAUGUGGGCCCAUUCCGGCGGGAUCACCGUUCGAUCAGCAAGAAUCGUCCUCCUUUUCUAACAAUGAUUGUCUUUGUGGAAACCCGUUGAGGACUUGCUAAUGCGUAUCGGCCGACAACAGCAAAUAACGGUUUGAUUAAGAAGUGUCAAGUGUUUUUAAGGUGACAGUGAUUGAGUGAUUUGUGGGAUUUAUAGAUUUGAUUAAUGUUAAUUUAAUGUAAUAGUAUGAAUAGACUUGUGAGUUAAUUACAAGUCGAAAUGGACAAAGAUUAGGCUGUUGCAUGCA